Molecule: messenger RNA, 1453 nt
Organism: Darwinula stevensoni
Lineage: Eukaryota; Metazoa; Arthropoda; Ostracoda; Podocopida; Darwinulidae
Source: the annotation of a GenBank genome assembly
UUUUUGUCGUAUUCAACGAGUUUAAUUUCCACAGGCAAGCAUGGGAUCGUCGAUGGACGAGGUGACCGGCGUGAAUGCGACUCGAGAGGCCAAGUGGCACGCGUUGAACGUCUCCUUUCUGGACAACGGAUCUUACACGGGCUUGGAACCGACUCUCCUGGACUCCCAGGCUGUUCGCAUCAGCAUGAUCGUCAUUUAUUCCAUCAUCUUCUUCGUCACCGUCUUCGGGAAUCUCUUGGUGAUGCUGGUAAUAGUGAUCCACAGACGAAUGCGCUCGUACACGAAUUUCUUCUUGGCCAACCUUGCGUUGGCCGACUUCUGCGUGGGAGUCUUCUGCAUCUAUCAGAAUCUCACCCUUUACCUCUUGGAAGAAUGGGUUUUCGGGGAUCUCCUCUGUAAGAUCUACCACGUGAUGCACAAGAUCAGCACCACAUCUUCUGUGCUCCUGCUGGUUGUUAUAUCCAUGGAGCGAUACAUGGCCAUCGUGUAUCCCAUUAAAAGCAAGAGAUGGUUUACGCUUUUCCGCUAUCGGAUGGCGGUGGUAGCAGUUUGGACAUCAAGCUUUCUCCUCAGCAUUCCGAAACUCAUUUACCCUCGUGCAUUGACUCAUAUUCUGAGUGAUGGAACGACAGAGACCUUCUGUGCUCCGAGACAGGAUAAUUAUAACGCCAAAGCCUACGACACCAUCGAUUUCAUCCUUUUAUACAUUCUCCCUCUAUGUACGCUGUCCGUUCUCUACUCACGAAUGAGCCACGACUUGUGGAAACUUCCUCCGCGGCUUUCUAACGUACCUCCAGAUUCAGAGAAUCAUGAAACUACGAUCGACUGCCAAAAUCAAUCCUUCAAGCAAAACUUCCAGGAGUCUUUGAAUGACAGCUGCGCGGAAGUGUCUAACGGAGAAGUCGAGGAUGGACUGGAGAUGAGGGAAUUGGCCGAUACCAACCCGAGUUUGCGCGGAAGCAGGAGGGACAACGGGAACAGGUCAAGCACAAUUCUCAGGGGAAAUCGCCGGAGUAACAUCAAGAUGAGAUAUAAUCAGAAUUCUGCCAUCAAACUCAUGCAGUCACGAAGGCGAGUGAUUCGGAUGCUCUUGACCGUCGUCAUCGCUUUUGCCGUCUGCAACCUUCCCUACUACGUGAGGAAGAUGAUCUUUUACUAUGGCUCGGCGUUGAGAGAUGGUGAAGUCGCGACAGCUUUCCAGAUAUUUACAUUCCUUGCCAUGUACUUAAACUCUGCCCUCAACCCAAUACUGUAUGCAUUCCUGUCGAAGAACUUCCAGAAAAGCCUUCAGGAUAUGCUGAAGAGGAAAUCCGACGUGCCAAGAAGGCAAGGGACCCUUGGAACAUUAUCCAUGACGAUGCCGAUGAGACCUGCUCGGCGUUCUAUUUCUUCUGUCAUCGAUGAAAUCGAGCUUCAGGACCAAUUCAGAAGAGGUACCCGGCGUUACGUGUAG